CGUGUGCACGGCGCGAACUGACCACGAGAUAAGUAAAUCAGCAACAAGGCGCAUGCCUAUAUACCCUAGUUUGGAGUAUUUUAGCUGGCCACUCUGGAUCCUAGUGUACUGUCAUGCACCGUGCAAGAUGUGCUGCAGUGUGGUUCUUGUGGCUUGUCGGGUCUCUAGCGCGUGGACUUCAUUCGGGUGUGAGGUCUUCAAACUCAAGCCUAUCGUGCGCGGACACAAUAAGCACCUUCGGUCAUGCGGGUGCAAGUCAUUCCAGGACAGCUGCAGAAUCCCUAGUUGGAAAUGGUGCAGUUAUCCCGGGUUCUGGAUCUCCGAAAUGCACAACGUCUCCGAGAAAGACGGCGAGAAAAUUUCCUGAGGCAGGAACACUCAGGAUAACCCCCGGGCCACGCAAUUCAACGCAUUCUCCGCGGGUCCGCGGUGCUGGCCGCUGGGCUGAGCCAGUAGCAAGAGCAAGAAAUAUCGUGAAAGGCUUGACAUUGGAGGAGAAAGUAAACCUGACGAUGGGCGUUGGUUGGAAGCGUGGGCAUUGUGUAGGGAAUACACCGAUGAUACCGAGCUUUGGAUUCCCUGGUCUUUGUCUUAAUGAUAGCCCUCUCGGUGUGCGAUUCGCAGACCAUGUCACAGCGUUCCCAGCGGGGAUUAAUGUAGCAGCCACCUGGAAUCGCGAUUUUGUCUUUCACCGAGGCCGAGCAAUGGGUGAGGAAUUUCGAGGGAAGGGUGUGCAUGUUCAACUUGGUCCAAUGAUGAAUCUUGGUCGGAACGCCGCUGGGGGCCGCAACUGGGAAGGCUUUGGCGUGGACCCUUAUCUUGCAGGCGAGGCUGCACAGUACACCAUUCUUGGUAUCCAAUCUACUGGCGUCCAAGCCUGUGCUAAGCACUACAUUGGGAACGAACAGGAGCAUAACCGGACCAUGGAGAGCUCGAACAUCGAUGAUCGCACAAUACAUGAAGUUUAUGCACAUCCCUUCUUGAGAAGUGUGAUGGCGGAUGUGGCGAGUGUGAUGUGCAGCUAUAACUUGGUGAAUGGAACGUAUGCGUGUGAGAACGACAAGACGAUGAAUGAUAUCCUCAAGCACCAAAUAGGAUUUCAAGGGUUCAUCGUGAGUGACUGGGGGGCAGCGAGGUCAAUUCUUGCCGCUGAGGCAGGUCUAGACAUGACAAUGCCGGGCGAUAUCACUUUUGAUAGUGGCACUUCGUAUUCUAGACAAAACUUGACAGACUCUGUAAAUAACGGGACUAUAUCUGAGCUUCGCGUCGAUGAUAUGGCGACUCGAAUAUUAGCAGCAUGGUAUCUACUCGGGCAAGACCAAGACUUCCCGCCCACUAACUUCGACGCAUUUCUUCCCAAUUCUGGCUACAACCAGCAUGUCAACGUCCAAAAACCGGACCAUCAACAAAUCACAUACCUCGUCGCCGCCAGUUCGCAUGUCCUACUCAAGAACGUCAACAAAUCUCUCCCUCUAAAGAAACCAAGCACUAUAGCCCUGUUUGGUUCUGAUGCUGGUCCCCCUUUCAAUGGACCUAACGGUUAUCCAGAUCAAACCGGUGUAUCUGGCACGUUAGCGAUGGGAUGGCGCGGGCUCUGGAACAGCUCGUUUUCCGUACCUGAUAUCCCCCUCGAGGCUCUCCAAAAACGAGCCCGGAGAGAUGGCACAACGAUUUCUUGGCUCUUGGAUGACUGGGACCUCGGUACUGCUGGGAGUGUGGCACAAUACCAAGAUGUCGCGAUAGUGUUUCUAAAUUCAGAUUCUGGAGAAGGUGCACAUUUCUUGCGGGUUCCUACGACAGAACUUGUUGAAUCUAAACGCCUGGCUGCAGGCUAUGCCACCGUAGAUGGAAAUGAAGGAGAUAGGAAGAAUCUGACGGCAUGGCACGGAGGCGAUGAUCUUGUUCUUACGGUCGCUGGAAACAACUCGAAUACCAUAGUGGUCAUUCACAGCGUCGGGCCACUCAUUUUGGAACCGUGGAUCAAUCAUACCAAUGUCACGGGUGUCCUUUGGGCAGGCUUGCCAGGACAGGAAAGCGGUAAUGCGCUUAAGGCCAUUCUGUACGGAGAAUGGAACCCCUCUGGGAAGCUUCCGUAUACUAUUGCAAAGAACCCGGGUGACUACAGCGGAGGUAUCAUCACAGACUCAGAUCCUAACACAAUUAAGCAAGUGCCUUACAAUGAGAAACUUCUCAUUGACUAUCGUUGGUUCGACUCAAACAACAUUACACCUCGUUAUGAGUUUGGAUUUGGUCUGAGUUACACUACGUUCGAAUACUCUGAUUUGAGGAUAUUCGAGUCAAUCCAUGGCGACGAAGGCAAUCUGGAGAAGCAAUGGGCCGAAGGUAGUGUGCAUGUGAAGCAACAUGAAGUUGGUGGCUCGCUCGCUCCUUGGCUGCACCGACCAGCAUUCCGUGUCGCAUACAACAUUACUAACAUUGGUGAUCGGUAUGGUGCAGAGGUCUCCCAGCUCUAUCUUGAGUUUCCAGUAUCCUCUGAAUCGCCGCCAUCCGUACUCAGAGGAUUUGCUCGUUCCUUGCUGAACCCCGGUGAAUCCGAUAUUGUGACAAUUGAAAUAUCGCGAUAUGACCUAUCUGUCUGGAGCACGGUCCAACAAGGAUGGACUCGGCCCCAAGGCCUGAUUGGGUUGUUGGUUGGUGCUAGCAGCAGGGAUUUUAGAUUGAAGGGUAGCAUUCCCGGUUGAAUCCUCCCAUACGAGUUGGAGUGGUGUGACGGCGCAGCGCACACAAAUGGCUCGCAGGAUGUAGGCAAGGCCCAGCUCUCUAUUGGAGUUAUGAUGUGUGGUCUGGUGUGACGGUGGUGUGUGCAUUUCCGCUAGUCUCCGGAGGCACCAUGAACGCUUUCCAUGAUUAUAUCGAAAAAAUUGCUCAUUGACAAUCUGGUUCGUGAAUUUUUCUUGGGACCUUGGUUUGGAUCGCGGAUAUUCACGGGAACAGGGUCCCGAAAGCACCGCAUCCCGUCCGAUCUGCGAAGCAGGGCACAGCGCGGGAAUCCCGAGGGCUGUUUUUUUUUUGGGGGGGGG
This is a messenger RNA of Cantharellus anzutake, 3041 nucleotides long. Its product is annotated as glycoside hydrolase family 3 protein. Gene Ontology annotation, molecular function: beta-glucosidase activity. The record is from RefSeq and is a predicted model, not a curated record. NCBI's taxonomy places the organism in Eukaryota, Fungi, Basidiomycota, Agaricomycetes, Cantharellales, Hydnaceae. Bases 114 to 2702 code for a protein of 862 amino acids. Gene Ontology annotation, biological process: glucan catabolic process. The transcript is spliced from 23 exons.